This is a messenger RNA of Crotalus tigris (Tiger rattlesnake), 988 nucleotides long. Its product is annotated as endonuclease domain-containing 1 protein-like. Gene Ontology annotation, molecular function: nucleic acid binding; hydrolase activity; metal ion binding. The transcript has 2 exons. The record is from RefSeq and is a predicted model, not a curated record. The coding region runs from base 39 to 986 and encodes 315 amino acids. Lineage: Eukaryota; Metazoa; Chordata; Lepidosauria; Squamata; Viperidae.
GAUGUAGGGUUUCCUGCCUGAGCAGGGGGUUGGACUAGAUGACCUCCAAGGUCCCUUCCAACUUUACUACUAUUACUAUUACUAAAUCAGAGCUUUAUAAUUAUUCUUCUCUUUUUCAGGCAGAAAAAUCCCACUUGAAGGACCAACCGACCAAGCGCGCGGCCAUGUGGCUGCUAUGGAGCCUCUCUCUGGCUGCUGCCUCUUUUCGCGUGCCUGCCACUGGGGAGGUGGUGAGGAACUUCAAAACCUGCACUCAGUUCUUUUUGAAUCAAAAACCCCCCAAAUUGUCCCUGAUGCCGAAGAAUCUGGCCACAAUCUGCCAGUACUAUCAGGGCAAGUAUCUAUUUGCCACAAUGUACGACAAAGAGCGGCACAUCCCUCUAUUCUCGGCGUAUAAAUAUCAACCAGGCGGGAGGAGAAGAAAAGAUGAGUGGAAAAUCGAACCACAGCUUGCCCUGCCUUGGGAGCGUAGGCAAAGAAGCAUGGAAGCCGAAGAGACUUGCAAAAUUAACCACAGGCUCCUUGCAAACAGCCAGGCUCUUUCCGAGGAUUACAAACAGACUUCUAUCUACGACAGGGGACACUUGUUGCCUGUGUCCCAUCAACCGGAUCGGGAGGGUAAAGCCGCAACCUUCACCUUAACCAACAUCGUGCCCCAGUUUCGCCGACUGAAUCAAGGAAAAUGGGCAGAAUACGAAAGAAAUAUGAAAAAAUAUACCAAAGGGUGUGUGAAUACCUACGUCCUUGUGGGUGCGGUGCCCGGGGAUCAAUUCAUUGCUCGUGGCAGAGUGAACAUACCUAGUCAUAUCUGGGCUGCGGCUUGUUGUGUGUCGAAACACAACCAGAAAAAAUCCUGGGCAGUCAUUGCAGCAAAUAAUCAGACUCUGGUAAUCUGGCAUAGCCUAAAGCAGCUGGAAACAGAACUUGCUGCAUGCUAUGGGAAGAAGGAAAUUAAUCUUUUCAAUGGCGCCUGUUAUUCAGGGUAAAC